AUGCCGAGCGGAUUUGUCUUUCUUCUAAUUGCACUUUUUGGCGUACAUCAAUAUGCUACAUAUCCCCCCCAACGUGACAAAAACUUGCCAAUUAAUGACCAGGUGCAGGAGUAUCUUGAUGCGUUGGACAGUACAAAUUGGUUAGAAAAUUCAAAUAAAAUCGGUAUUGGCUACAAUCCUCUAUAUGGUACUCCUGUAUGUUAUACUGGUAGUUGUCAAAUGGAAGGAUUUGGACGUUCAAUAUUCAAACUAAAUUAUCUUCGACCGAAACCUGGAACAUGCACUCAAAAAUUAAUACCUGAAAAUGUUGAUUUAGAUUGUCUACCAUCGACUACUUGGGAUGCUAACACAGAAUCAAUAAGUACAUUGCACGAACUUCAUGAAUCAAUUACCAAUAAGGUUGACGCUGCUGGAAGUGGAACAUAUUCGACAGCUUCAUUUUCAUACAAAACUUCAGUACAAACACGUUAUAUGGUUGACAAUAUUGUUAAAAAGAACACAACAACAAUGCAGACAACAGCACAAAUAUCAUACGUGAAAUUGUCAAUGUUCGAACCAACGAUGGAAUUAUCGGAUCCAUUUAAAUAUGUUAUUAAUAAUUUACCAUGUUGUAAUUAUGAUGCUGAUACUGAAGAAUAUAUUUAUGACUAUAUAUUGAAUUAUUUUGGGUACACAUAUCUGUCAACUAUAUUACUUGGUGGAAUAGCCCAAGAAAAUGUUCUUAUCAAUACAGAAUCGUAUCAGAAAAUGCAAGCGAAUGGCCUUGAUAUAGUAAAUGAAGCCAAAGCAGAAUUUUUUAUUACAAUGGGAGCUAAACAACAGUACACUUAUAACAAGAACACACAUGAUGAAUUCAUGACUCGAGUGCAAGAAAAACAUGUUACAACACUGGGCGGUGAUACAUCACUAACUUCAAUUGAGCAAUGGUCGAAAACGGUUCCAUCAAAUCCAGUCAUUAUCAAAUUCAGUCUUCAAAGUAUUUUUAAUUUAUUAAAUCAAGUUCGAUUUCCUAACGAUUCAUUAAUACAAAACAAAUCAGUAUUAAUUGCACACGCGUUACAUAAUUAUCUUAAUGAUCCAGCGUACUGUUAUAACAAUUGUACGGGACAUGGCACUUGUGUACCAAGUCCAUAUUUUCAAUUUGGAAUAUGUAAUUGCACUGAACGCUAUUCCGGUGUGGAUUGUUCAAUUCCAAAAUUAAUACCUGCAUCGCAAAUUACAUCAAGACCAGCUGCAUCUAGUGGCACAAUAUGUGUAUUGUAUAGUGUUCAAUUUGUCAUUCUUCUAUUUUCUACUUUCGUUUUCAUUUGA
Messenger RNA from Rotaria sp. Silwood2, 1311 nucleotides. The record is from the annotation of a GenBank genome assembly. Lineage: Eukaryota; Metazoa; Rotifera; Eurotatoria; Philodinida; Philodinidae.